UAUGUAUUUCAAAAUUUCGACCGUUGGAAUCGCAACGUUAAUGCUACAUUGCUACCGCUGUCAAUCGCGCAACCCAAGUCGACUCACUUAAAAAACUGACCGUUUAUCUCCUCCUCUGUUUCGCUCUCUUCACCCGUCCUGGUCGCGUUACCCUCUCUCCCCACCUUCUCUCCCUCACUGUAAAUUGUUCCAAGGAAUUCUAGGUUACGAACAACUGAUCCAACUCAAAUCUGUUGCAAUGGAUGACUGCAAUACGAUGAUUGAUGAGACUUACGAGUUUUCUGCGCCUAGGUAUUUCGAUUUCAUCAACGGCGAAUCGGAAGAAGAGAAGGGAAAAGCAGAGCUCUGGUUCGAGUCUGCUCUCAGCUAUGCUCCCUCGCCUUUCAUGCCAAGAAUCAAGACUGGAAGAUCUGUUCACAUUGAAGCCCUAUGCAACUUCAGCGAUGCGGAACAAAUGCAGAAGGCUACAGGAUCCUCAGAAACCUCGACUGCCUCCCAUACAACGGCACCAGCAGACAAUAGUUCAAGACUUGAGUCCGAGCUGGUCUCAUUGGAAACAACAAAGGAAGAAGAAAAGAGAACGACUCCCAUUGAAGAGGUUUCUCUUUCUAAGAAGUCAUCCGAAGAUCUAUGCAUUCAACAGAAAGAAAGUGUUUUGGCCGCUAAUAGUAAGUCUUCAAUUGUGGAGACUGGGAAAGCUAGUGUGGAGGCUACUUCCUCUGAGGUCCCUGUCAUUCCAAGUAGGUGUCACAAUUCAGGUACAGAAACUUGUACACCCAAACCGCAGAUAAUCUCCAGAAAGGAAGAAACAGCAACUACUAAUUCAAUGAAGAACCAGAAAGCUAAGAAGAUAGCUAGUCUAGUCAAAAACCCAUCUGCUCUAAAGCCCAAAAAUCGUUGUGAAUUGUCCAAAGCAAAGAGUGGAAAACCAGCGAGUAGUGAAAGUUUGAAAACUGCAAAGAACACAGUUGCAGCUCCAGAUUUUGCACAAGAAAACCAAGCAAUUAAGAGACAGAAGCUUGAUGGUGGCAGAACAAGACAGAUUCUGAAUAUCAAAACCCACAAUUUACCCCACAAGUCAAAACCUGCUGCGAAUGGUGGUGGUAUCAAUUUCCUCUCUUCAACUACGAAGACUUGCAAGGAGGACAGAAAGGUUUAUGUUCGAGAACCAGCUGCUCCAUUCGUUUCAAUGGCAGAAAUGGUUAAGAAGUUUGAGUCCAAGACUAGAGGGAUAGAUCUGACCCAUGGCAACAACUCUCUCUCACAUGACGAUGCUGCUUCAAUUACACAGAGGAAGCCAAGACUUACUCUCACAAGGCCCAAGGAACCUGAAUUCGAAACAGCAAAUCGCCUUCGUCCUCUCAGGGUGAAGAGCACUGCUGAACUUGAAGAGGAGAUGAUGGCAAAAAUCCCAAAGUUCAAGGCCCGACCAGUAAACAAGAAGAUUUUGGAAGCUUCGACCCUGCCUGCAUUGCCAAGAAGCAUCCCCCAGCAACCAGAAUUUCAGGAAUUUCAUUUAAAGACAUUGGAGAGGGCAAACCAGCAUGCUGAAACAUCAUCAGUUGUUUCUGAAUCCUCUUGUCAGAAUCAAGGGAAGCCGUAUAACAAGUUAACUGAACCUAAAACACCUCGUCUCGAGACCUUACUCCGAGCUCGUCCACCCAAGAUUAAGAGUUCACAGGAAUUAGAGCUAGAGGAGCUUGAGAAGAUGCCCAAAUUUAAAGCUCGGCCACUUAACAAGAAGAUAUUUGAGAGCAAAGGGGAACUAGGAAUGUUCUGCAAUACAAAACGCAAUGUCACAAGGCCUCAAGAGUUUCAUUUUGCCACGGAUGAAAGGAUUCCACCUCAAACUUCAGUGGUAGACCUGUUUGACAAGCUUUCUUUGAAUUCAGAACCUCGUAAUGAGUAUUAUCAAAUGCGGAGGGUCACCACGCCAAAUCCUUUCCAUCUUCACACAGAAGAACGGGGAGAAGAGAAAGAGAAGAAAUUUUUACUGGAAGUGUUACAGAAACAGUGGGAGGAGGAGAGAGCAAGGGUUCCGAAGGCUACUCCAUAUCCUUACACAACAGACUAUCCAGUGGUACCACCAAAGCCUGAGCGUAAAAAAUGCACACAGCCAGAACCUUUCCAAUUGGAGAGUCUUGUGAGGCAUGAAGAAGAAGUGCAGAGGGAAUUGGAAGAAAGGCAGAGAAUGGAGAAGGAAGAGGCCCAAAUGAGAGUCUUCAAGGCACAACCAGUCAUGAAAGAUGACCCGAUUCCAGUUCCUGAGAAGGCAAGAAAACCCCUCACACAGGUUCAGGAGUUUGAACUCCAAGUUGAUCACCGGGUCAUAGAAAGAUCAGAGUUUGAUAAAAAGAUUAAGGAGAAGGAAAUGACGUACAAGAGGUACAGGGAAGAGCACGAAGCUGCUAAGAUGAUGGAGGAAGAGAAGGCACUGAAACAGAUGAGGAGGACAAUGGUUCCUCAUGCAAGACCGCUUCCCAAUUUCAACAACCCCUUCCUUCCACAGAAGUCAUCUAAGGAGACAACAAAGGCUAAAUCCCCUAAGCUGCGUGUUAUCCAGAGAAAAGAGAGGAAGAGGAUGAUGAUGGUCAAUGGUGCUAUAUCAAGUGCAGCUUCAAAUAUGAGAUGAUAUCAAGAAAAACUGUAUAAACUAAGCUGUUCAAGCUCUCUUGAACCCCACAAUUGGAGUUGUUAUACUAUAGUAGUGAUUCAUAUUGUUAGUCAUUAAUAAAUGUGAGUUCAUAUAUUCUUUGGCCCA
Macadamia integrifolia is the source of this 2761-nucleotide messenger RNA. Its product is annotated as protein TPX2. Gene Ontology annotation, molecular function: microtubule binding; protein kinase activator activity. The transcript has 23 exons. Lineage: Eukaryota; Viridiplantae; Streptophyta; Magnoliopsida; Proteales; Proteaceae. Gene Ontology annotation, biological process: regulation of mitotic spindle organization; mitotic spindle assembly; activation of protein kinase activity. Gene Ontology annotation, cellular component: nuclear microtubule; mitotic spindle. The record is from RefSeq and is a predicted model, not a curated record. The coding region runs from base 239 to 2632 and encodes 797 amino acids.